UGUGGGGGUGGUUGCUUCAUAUGCGAUGCGCUAUUUGAAAAUCGUUAACAACGUCAGCAGCACAGUAGAACACAGCACAGCCAGCAGCAGCGACGUUGACGUCGACGUCGACGUCAACACCGACGCGGACACGGACACCGAUGGCGAUGCCGUUGCCGACACCGACACCGACACCGACACCGAUGCGAACGUAGUAGUUAGCGCAGCGUUAUGUUCGCAGUUACAGUUCGCAGUUGAGUUGCGACGGCGACGCAGUUCUCUUCCCACAUUGCGAUUGGAUCGACGACCACCCCGGUUGUGUGGUGCGGUGCGGUGCGGUGUGAGGCAAAACGUAAAAAAGUAAUCACAAAUCACUGCGAUAAGCGGCUAAAGCGGCAAUCGCAGCAACAGCAACAGCCGCAGCAACGGCAGCAGCAGCAAUUACGGUAGCAGCGCCGCAGCUGAUAAACAACGGCCGAGUUACAGCUACAGCCGCAGCUUAAGCUACACAACCAGCAGCAG
Messenger RNA from Drosophila grimshawi, 501 nucleotides. Its product is annotated as mRNA 3'-end-processing protein RNA14-like. The record is from RefSeq and is a predicted model, not a curated record. The transcript is spliced from 3 exons. The coding region runs from base 26 to 343 and encodes 105 amino acids. NCBI's taxonomy places the organism in Eukaryota, Metazoa, Arthropoda, Insecta, Diptera, Drosophilidae.